UUCAUCCGUCGAACCCCCGCCUAUCCGCUAGCCUAGUGUCAUGUGAUUGGUUAGGUGGUGUAUUCUGCUGUGAUUGGUCAAACGCGUUUGUAACUAGCAAGCCUGGAGGAGAGCGUGUGACGAUAUUGAGUGUCAGCUGCGCGUUGCACGGGUAUCGCAUCUCUCUGGAGGAGAUCGGAAGCAUAAAAGGACGAGCGUCCGGAGAGAGGAACAGGCCUGGAUUUUAUGUUAUGUUUGUGUGGCCGGCAGUCGACCGUGCGGGAGCUGCUGGCCUUUUACUUUAGUUUUAAGCUGAUAUCUCUGCAACCUGACCUUGUUGAUAUGGCGUCUGUGACUAAAAAGAAGGAGUUAGAUUAUGGAGCUGAAAAAUCAACACGUUUGACACUUGAGGAGUCUUCUGUGGGAGUUUCAGGGUCAGAGUCAAGCAAGGAAGAACCAUGUCCUGCCAAAAAGAGUGUAGAAAUCUUGCUACUGAGCCCAGUGGAGGAGGCAGUCAAGGGCUUUUGCUGUAGACUGAAAUAUGGAAAGAAAUCUAAUCCGGUUUCAGAUAAAACUCCUUUAAAUCCUGAUGCCAAACCUUGCAUUUCUCAGCGUUCCAGCAGGAGCAAAACAAAAAAAUGCAGGUGUAAGCUGUGUGGCGUUGAGUAUUGCCGCAGAGCAAACCUGGUGUCUCACAUGCGAAUACACACAGGUGAGAGUCCGUACUGCUGUAAAUUCUGUGGCAAGGCUUUCCGACGUUCAGACCACCUCAAGCUGCACAUUAAAAUCCAUACAGGUGAGAAUCGAUUGAGACCCAAGCCCUUUGUUUGCAAACAGUGUGGGACGAAAUUUGGUUGCUCUAAAUCACUUCAAAAUCAUAUGUGGAAACACAGUGGAGAACGGCCGUACGCCUGCCCGGUCUGCGAGAAAAGAUUUUUCAAUAAAGGCGUUCUUCUGAGGCAUGAAAAUGACUGUCACUCAUUAGAAAAAGCAUUUGUUUGUUCUUUGUGUGGACAUGGCUUUGCACGCUUGCAUACACUUGAGAAACACACACGAAUUCACACGGGAGAGAAACCUUUCCCCUGUUCACAAUGUGGAAAGGUGUUUCGUUAUAAAUACUCCCUGUUUAUGCACAAUAAACUGCACUCGCGCAAAGAAUGA
Triplophysa dalaica is the source of this 1140-nucleotide messenger RNA. Its product is annotated as oocyte zinc finger protein XlCOF19-like. Gene Ontology annotation, cellular component: nucleus. Gene Ontology annotation, biological process: regulation of transcription by RNA polymerase II. The record is from RefSeq and is a predicted model, not a curated record. Lineage: Eukaryota; Metazoa; Chordata; Actinopteri; Cypriniformes; Nemacheilidae. Gene Ontology annotation, molecular function: RNA polymerase II cis-regulatory region sequence-specific DNA binding; DNA-binding transcription activator activity, RNA polymerase II-specific. The transcript is spliced from 2 exons. Bases 226 to 1140 code for a protein of 304 amino acids.